AUGCCGGUGCGGGACAACCAGCCCGACAACCGUCAGGGCUCUGAGAGCUCGGGCAAUAGUUGGAUAUCGCAGGAUACGGUGCGAAACCCGGGUCAAUCUCGAGAUGGAUCAAACCCCUCCCCUGGAGGUCACAAUGUCGAGCCAUUCCCCGGCUCAUUAAACAUGAAUUCAAAAUCGGAAUCCUCGAAACCCCCCAGAAUUGACUGGGGAACUUCCGCGUGGUCAUGGGAUUCGCCCAGUGUCUCCCCCACCGAACAGCGCAAACCCACCGGAUUCAGCAACCACCGGGAAGCACUGAUCAUUCCAAACAAUCGCGAUAACCCGUACCAGUCCUCGGCCUCAAGCCCCCGACCUCCGCCACUCCAUCCAACACGCCUAGGCUCCGACGAGAUUGAAUCGAUUGCCCCGUGGUCCACACCGCUCAACAGUGGGCAGCAAGAUGGCGGCAGCACGUUCUAUCACGAUCAAUCGGAGCACGAAGCCUCGCCGGCGUCAUUUACAUUCCGCCCGACGACGGGACGGACCAUAGCGAGUGAACCGGCUGAAUAUGAAUACCACGGAGAGCACCGACGGCCAUCUGCUGCCAGUGCAACCACUGUUAGCAGUCACGGGUCUAGCAUCAGUCAGAAAUUCCGAAAGAAGCAUCUGAAGGGCCUGCUUGGAGAUGACUACAACAUGCCAGGGGAGCAUCAAAAUGACGAUGAUGGAUCCCAAAACUCCGCGAGCCGGCGUGGUGGACCAGUAGAUCAGUUGAAGGCGCGGGAAAGGGCGAAUUCGGAUGGCUCACGCAACACUCCAGAUGGAUCUGGGUCGUCACAACGGUCUCACAGGCCGCGAGCAAAUACUCCGUUGAAUUCGAGCGAGAUUACCCCGUGGGACUACCAAAACAUCACCGACGUUGAACAGUUUGGAGAAGCACCAGUGCGUCAUGCGCCCAUUGGCCCCAACGGGAAACGUCCUUCCAAUCCAGAAAACGGGGGCCUGGGAUCCAGAGAGCCCAGCCGACGAGGGCCUGGUAGGCAUCGUUCCUCACGGAGCAAGGAGGAAAAGCCCACUCUUGCUGGCGAUCUAGCCGGUUAUCAGAAUCGACCGGCUACCGGCAGAGACGACGGCGGACUGCGUCCGUUCAACGAGAACUACCUUCAUUCGGCGGUGGACAUGAGUGAUCCUGCAGGUGCUGGAGGCCGGUCAUCUAGUCCCACCCCUAGUACUCGCAGCGCAUACCGCGAUCAUGAUCAAGGCUCACAGCACCCCAGAAUCGGUCGCUUUGUCAAGAAGAUACUUGGCCAUGGGUCCAAAUCGCAUGACCGAUCAAGAAACUCCUCACCACCCCGGCGUGAUCGACAAGGAAGUCUCGAAGGAAACAACUCCUCGAGGCACCUUGAGUCAGCGGACUCAGGGAAAAAGGAGACUGGGAAAGGCCUGAUCGCGGGGAGAAAACUUGGUCCUCGUCGUGCGUUUACCAAUCAAGGCGGUGACCUCUACAACUCCAACAAGGAAGACAAAACCCCAGAGGAGAAUAAGCAUCUAUUCCACCUUGACGUCAACAUGAACAACAUCGAUGAUUUUGUUCGUCCCUCCUCUCCGGGUCAUGCGCAGCGCCUCAGGGACGGGACUCUUACCCCGGCAGACGAUUCCAAACUCGACAAGCCCUGGAAUGCCCCUGAAAGCUGGCAAGUAAAGCAACCCACUGAAACUAAAUUACCAGGCGAGGAUUCGGCCCCUGCGGGACCACGAGAGCAUGAGCCCUCCUACUUUAUACGAAUCUUCCGGAUAGAUUCGACGUUUGCAACGCUCUCGGCUGGCGUGAAUGCGACGGUGUCCGAAAUUCUGCACAUGCUUGGUAAGAAGUCAUUUUUGCAAGAUCAUCUCAACAACUACGAAAUCGUUCUUCGAAAAAAUGAUCUCUCACGCCAGCUUGAUCACAAUGAAAAACCAAUUCAGAUGCAAAAGAAGCUGCUUGAACAAGUGGGCUAUGCGCCAAACGACCGAAUCGAAGAUAUCGGCCGUGAAGACCACAGCUAUCUAGCUCGGUUCGUCUUCUUGCCGACAAAGCUCAGUGGUUAUAGCAGUCUGGAGACGGACCCGGGUUUCAACAAGAUCCAGAAGUUUAGCCACGUGGAUCUCCAGGGCCGCAGCCUAAUAACGAUCCCGAUCACGCUGUACGCGAAGUCAUCGGAAAUAAUCUCCCUCAAUUUGUCGAGGAACCUGUCCUUGGAUGUUCCAAAGGAUUUCAUCCAAAGCUGCAUCAACUUGCGAGAGAUCAAAUUCAUUGGAAAUGAGGCCUCGCUACUCCCUCAGAGCUUCAGCCUAGCUGCCCGGCUGACUUACUUGGAUGUGUCCAACAACUGCCUCGAGGACUUGGACCAUGCUCAUCUUGACCGGCUGACGGGCCUUGUCAGCAUCAAGAUGGCCAACAAUCAGCUAACGAAGCUGCCCAGCUAUUUUGGAAAUUUCACCUCUUUACGGAGUUUGAACAUGUCCUCAAAUGGAUUCAAGGUUUUCCCUGAGUUCAUCUGCAACUUGAAAAGUCUAGUUGAUCUAGACAUCAGCUUCAACGGCAUUGAGGAACUUCCUUGCAUCGGCCGCAUGACCACACUCGAGCGCCUGUGGAUGACGAACAACAACCUUAGCGGACCACUCGAUGAAUCUUUCCGGGAAUUGGUGAAUCUCAAAGAGUUUGAUGCACGCUUCAACUCGAUCACCAAUAUAGAUAAUGUGUCCAGUCUUCCUCGACUGGAACAAGUAUUCCUCGGUCACAACCUUAUUUCACGAUUCAAGGGCUCCUUCCCAAAGUUGCGCAGCCUACACCUGGACCACAACCCUCUGACGCAAUUCGAUAUCGAUGCUCCCAUGCCAACACUGACUUCUCUCAACCUUGCUUCGGCGAAGCUCUCUCAGUUCCGAGAUACCAUUUUCGAGAAUUGCCCGAACGUGGCGAAACUAGUCCUGGACAAAAAUCACCUUUCCUCCGUAUCGCCCCAGAUCGGCAAGCUGCGGCGAUUAGAGCACUUCAGCAUGAUCAAGAACCCAUUGUCGUCAUUGCCCCCGACCAUCGGUUGUCUGGUGGAGCUCAAGCAUCUCAAUUUGCGAGAAUGCAAUCUGCCUUCGCUUCCAUCCGAGAUCUGGCAUUGUGCUAAGCUUGAGAUCCUCAACAUCUCCUCAAACAUUCUGUCAUCAUUCCCCAAAUAUGGUGCUCCAAUCCCACUGGUUCCAGGCGAACCCACUCAUACACCCGCAACUACGCCGGGUGUGACGGGAAAUCCCAGCUAUGAGGAUAUCGGUCCCCUAGACGAACCAGUCUUACGUCGACCAAGUCAGACUUCGAACGGGGUCGUCAAUUCCGUUUCACCCAACGGUUCGUACCGGAACGCUUCGACCGGCCAAUCUGUCUCGCAACAAGGCGGUAGGAAGGUAUCGGCCACGUCACGGUCAUUCACUGACCCAAAUGCAGUAAAUCGGAAGGAUUCAAACUUCUCUCAGCAGAUGGCAAUGAGCUUUGCGGCAUCCCUUCGGACACUGUGCCUUGCCGACAACAGACUUGAAGACGAUGUGUUCCGAGAGUUGUCUCUACUUCCGGAACUGCGCAUUGUUAAUCUAUCGUACAAUGACCUGACAGAGCUACCGCCAGGAAUUCUAAGGAGAUGGCCCUUGAUAUCCGAACUCUACCUCUCCGGAAACGAGCUGACUUCAUUACCAUCUGAUGAUCUGGAAGAGGGGAGCAACCUCAAGAUUCUUCACAUAAAUGCAAACCGAUUCCAGGUGCUGCCUGCAGAACUCUGCAAGGUCAGCAAGCUAUCCAUUCUAGAUGUUGGAAGCAAUCACCUGAAGUACAAUGUAUCCAACUGGCCAUACGAUUGGAACUGGAACUGGAAUCGCAACCUGAAGUAUCUUAACUUCUCAGGCAACAAACGUUUGGAAAUCAAGCCUAACAUUGCGUCUCUGGGUCCUCCUGCCGCCAAUGGUGCGGACUUGACUGACUUCAACUCCUUGACCCAUCUUCGAGUCUUGGGGUUGAUGGAUGUCACCCUGACAAUCCCCAUCAUUCCAGAGGAGACCGAAGACCGUCGCGUCCGAACUUCUGCGUCGCUGGCUGGUACCCUUGCAUACGGAAUGGCGGACAGCCUGGGAAAGAGUGAGCAUCUCUCGAUUAUCGACAUGAUUGUUCCGCGUCUGAAACAGGAUCAUGUGGAAACUCUGGUUGGCAUGUUUGAUGGACAGACACUUGGAACUGGAGGUUCUCGGGUUGCAAAGUACUUGCACGAGAAUUUCACCCCUACCUUUUCCUAUGAGCUCAAGAAACUGCACACUGACCAAGGCGAAUCGCCUCUGGAUGCACUUCGACGGGCGUUCUUGGCUCUGAACAAGAACAUGGCUGGCUCUGCUUAUAGGUCCAUUGACGACCGUGAGAUACGGCAGUACCACAGAGGUUCGAACGCUGCCAAGCUUCUCAACCAAGAUGACAUUCUGUCUGGUGGUGUUGCCACUGUCUUGUAUCUGAACAACAUGGACUUGUACGCUGCCAAUGUCGGUGAUGCGCAAGCCAUAUUGAUCAGAUCGGAUGGUUCAAUGCGCACCUUGACUCAGAACCAUGACCCUGCGGAACCCAACGAGCGUGCCCGCAUUCGAGCUGCUGGCGGCUUUGUGUCUCGAAACGGUCGAUUGAAUGAUAACCUGACGGUCUCAAGGUGUUUCGGACAUUUCCCCACCAUGCCUGCCGUCAUUGCAGCCCCGUACACCACGCACGUCGCCCUCACGGAGCAAGAUGAAAUGAUCGUUCUAGCAUCCAAGGAGCUCUGGGACUUUGUUACUCCGGAAGUUGUGGUGGAUAUCACGAGGAGAGAGCAAACAGACCUGAUGUAUGCAUCUCAAAAGCUGCGUGAUUUGGCCAUUUCAUUCGGUGCCACCAACAAGUUGAUGGUCAUGAUCCUCGGCAUCGGUGAACUACAAAAGCGUCGCCCGAAAACCCGUCCUUCGCUCAACACUGGCUCUUCUGGAAUGAUCGAUGAUCAGAUCAUCCCAACUGCCAAACGCCCCAAGAAGCGUGAUGGUCCCGGAGACUCGCGGCUGGCCCGCUUUGACUUUGUGGAUGCCCCAGUGGGCGAGCUGGCAAUCAUGUUUACCGAUAUCAAGAAGUCGACGAGUCUGUGGGAAGUUUGUCCGGAUGCGAUGCGAUCUGCGAUUCAAAUCCAUAAUGAUAUUCUACGUCGGCAACUUGGAAUUUUCGGUGGCUAUGAGGUCAAGACUGAAGGUGACGCCUUCAUGGUGGCUUUCUCUACCACCACAGCUGCCCUCUUGUGGUGUUUCAAUUGCCAAAAUCAGCUUCUGGAAGCUGAGUGGCCCACAGAAAUUCUUGACCAGCCUCAAUGCCGAACUGUAGUCGACAUGGAUAACAAUGUCAUAUUCCGGGGCCUGUCCGUUCGCAUGGGUGGCCAUUGGGGUGAGCCUGUGUGCGAAAAGGAUCCCGUCACCAACCGGAUGGAUUACUUUGGACCCAUGGUGAAUCGUGCAUCGCGUGUUUCCGCUGUUGCUGACGGAGGACAAAUCUUUGUUUCGUCGGACUUCAUGACAGACAUCCACCGCAAUCUUGAGACCUUUGCCGAUGCCGAGCGCUCUGCUUCAACCAGCUCAACUGACAGCCACCCGCGUGGAGACAGUCUCGGCCACAAUAUCCGCCGUGAACUGCAGCAACUCAACAGCCAAGGCUUCAUCAUCAAGGAUCAAGGCGAACGAAAGCUCAAGGGUCUAGAGAACCCAGAGCCGCUUUAUCUUGUGUUCCCGUCGGCACUCUCUGGUCGCAUGACAUCUUCGGAUGAUUCUCAGGACGAUAGUAACACUGCAACUAUGAACCCCAACAAUCAACUGGAUAUCCAGACGAACGUCAUCUGGCGUCUGUGGGAGGUCACACUCCGUCUUGAGCGACUCUGUGGUGCUCUGGAGAAUCCCAAAGAACCCAGUCUCAGCGAACCUAAUGUGACUCUAUUCAAUAUGAUCAAGAGGCAUGGAGGGGAGCUCAAUGACUCAACUGUUCUUAGUUUGGUCGAUCAACAAGUAACUCGCAUCGAGGUCACCAUCAAUACCCUUUCCGUUCGCCACAUCAUGCGGCCAUUCAAACCAGGAGACAGCCUGAAAGAUCAUGCCGCUCCCAUGACCGAGGUUUUCCAACAACUAUCAACCCAACUCGCCGAAUUCCAAGCUCUCAAGGCGCAAAUGGCCGGUGCGUCAUUCCAAGAAUCCGAUAUCCCUCCCGAACAUGGAAUACUUCCUUCGGCCAGCAUCGACAACGGAAUUACUUCUGCCUCAUCAUCCUUCCUCCAUCUUCCGGGCGAUGCCAAUCGCUCCUUCGACUCCGGCCGCGGUAAUCAUUGA
Molecule: messenger RNA, 6369 nt
Organism: Penicillium olsonii
Lineage: Eukaryota; Fungi; Ascomycota; Eurotiomycetes; Eurotiales; Aspergillaceae
Source: the annotation of a GenBank genome assembly